Schistocerca piceifrons (Central American locust) is the source of this 513-nucleotide messenger RNA. Its product is annotated as piggyBac transposable element-derived protein 3-like. The record is from RefSeq and is a predicted model, not a curated record. The transcript has a single exon. Bases 1 to 513 code for a protein of 170 amino acids. NCBI's taxonomy places the organism in Eukaryota, Metazoa, Arthropoda, Insecta, Orthoptera, Acrididae.
AUGAAAAACAGAAUUUUUGAUGCGGCUUCAAAAUUCAAAACUGAUUGUGAUCUAAACAGAGGUGAAUGGGAUGAAUAUGUGAGGGAAGACAAAAAGCUGUGUGCACUUAAAUGGAAAGAUAACAAGGCUGUCAUUUUGGUAUCGUCUUUUGUUGGGAGUGAGCCGCAAGUUACUUGUAAGCGAUGGUCAAAGGCGCAGAACAGAAGUAUUGAUGUACCACAACCAACUAUUGUGAAGAGUUACAAUUUUAACAUGGGUGGUAUUGACCUAUGUGAUAGAUUCAUGGCCUACUACAGGUCAAAUACCAGAACAAGAAAAUGGACAAUCAGACUAUUUAACCAUUUUAUUGAUUUAGCUAUUAUUAAUUGCUGGAUUAUGUACAAAAGAACCUGUGCAAAAGAAUUAGUACCAAAGUGUAACAGACUGUCCCUAAUAAACUUCAGACUGAAUGUGGCCAAUGUAUUGAUAAAGGUUCUCAUGUCAGAGGGUCGUCACAACUCUCCAAAGAAAUAA